AGCCGAUCGUGGUACCUUCUCGGGCCCUGAUUCCUCCCUCCUUCCUAUUCGGAUAACUUCCUCGUCCUCUCUAACCAACCCAUCUUCGUCUCGAGCUUCCAGAUUUCCCUCACCUCGAAACUUCUAGAACCCUCAAUUUCUCCGAUCGGCGGCGAUCUAGAUGGGCCCAGCUACGCCGCCGGCCGACCCGAAAGACGAAUCUCCGCCGCCGGAGCCGCAGCGAGCCCUCCCGACGCCGUUCCUCGCCAAAACCUAUCAGAUGGUCGACGAUCCGAUCGUCGACGAUGUCAUCUCGUGGAACGAAGAUGGAUCCACCUUCGUCGUAUGGCGACCCGCAGAAUUCGCUCGCGAUCUACUUCCCAAAUACUUCAAACACAACAAUUUCUCCAGCUUCGUUCGACAGCUCAACACCUACGGGUUUAGAAAAAUUGUGCCGGAUCGAUGGGAGUUUGCGAACGAUUGCUUCAGGAGAGGAGAGAAGAGGAUGCUCUGCGAUAUUCAUAGGAGAAAGAUUAGUUUACCGGCUCCGGUUGCGGCGGCGGUUUCGCCGCCGGUGGCGGUGCCGGUGAACAGAACAGUAUCGCCGACGAACUCGGUGGAGGAGCAGGGUGAGCAGGUGAUAUCGUCAAACUCAUCGCCGCCGCCGCCGGGAAGUAUGACGGAGUUGGUGGAGGAGAACGAGAGGCUGAGGAAGGAGAACCGUAAGCUUGCUCACGAGCUAUCUAAGAUGAAAAAUCUGUGCAAUAACAUCUUUCUCUUGAUGUCGAAGUACGCCGGUCCUACACCGGAGGCGCUGGAGCUGAUGCCGGCGAGGCAGUUGUCGGAUGAGGCGGAGGAGGCGGAGGAGGCGGAGGAGGUCGGCGUGAAGACUGAGUCAUCCUCGCCGCCGCCGCCGCCGCCUCCAUCGUCCUCCGGUGCGGGAUCCUCGGCCUGGAAUUUCGACCCGAAUCCGAUGAUAUUUGGAGUUUCGAUUGGCCAGAAGAGAUGCCGGGAAGUCGAGGAUGACGAUGAGUUGCCGGCCCCGUUGCCGUCACCGGUGGUGAAGUUGGAACCGUUUGAACUAGAAUCUUAUCAACUGAGGUUUCCGGCGCCGCCCGCUUCGCCUGCGGUGGAGGUGUCGGAGCGGAAGCCAUGGGUGGUAUACUGCACGCGACCGGCGGGCCGGCGGCGGAGAGGAAGAUAG
Messenger RNA from Phalaenopsis equestris, 1183 nucleotides. RefSeq names its product heat stress transcription factor B-2b-like. Gene Ontology annotation, cellular component: nucleus. The coding region runs from base 161 to 1183 and encodes 340 amino acids. The record is from RefSeq and is a predicted model, not a curated record. Gene Ontology annotation, molecular function: DNA-binding transcription factor activity; RNA polymerase II cis-regulatory region sequence-specific DNA binding. Lineage: Eukaryota; Viridiplantae; Streptophyta; Magnoliopsida; Asparagales; Orchidaceae. Gene Ontology annotation, biological process: regulation of transcription by RNA polymerase II. The transcript is spliced from 3 exons.